Molecule: messenger RNA, 3376 nt
Organism: Phaeodactylum tricornutum CCAP 1055/1
Lineage: Eukaryota; Bacillariophyta; Bacillariophyceae; Surirellales; Neidiaceae
Exons: 1
Coding region: 1-3339 (1112 amino acids)
Source: RefSeq, a predicted model, not a curated record
AUGAAGCUACCAGUGCUGCCUCUUCUGACGAUAACGGUGUGUCCUUUUACCCUUUCCUUGGUAAUCCGCAACAAAUGUCGGCAAAGAGGACCAAUCGAUGUUUGGAAGUCGCCUCCGCCAAAUUCUCCUCUCGAUCCAUCCCCAUGGCGUAAGGUCCUUCCGGUAUCGUUCCGAAUCAUUCCAAACACGUCAACGGCUCGGUUAGCAUCGACCUCAUCCGACCCUGUAUCCACGAAUGCAUCUCGGGUGGUGUUUCAAAAAGUAGUACGGCCGUGCCGUGGAAUGCCGGAUCACGUGUUUUUGGGUUACCUCGUGGAGUAUUUGCAGGAUACGUACGAGUUACCUGACGGUCUACCAAUGGUCUAUCGAGAGGAGUCCAAUACGAUUACAGAAGCACUGAAUGGCGACGAGCGUACCGACGACAAUCGACUCCUAAUCUGGGACUCAUCGUUAUCGCCAGACGCCUUGGCUACCUCCAUGAGUGUGGAAGUCGUGGGAAUCUUCACCGAUGAAACCGAUUCACCGUCGUUGUCGCGGUCCAUUCCGAAUAUGGCCAUGGUAGUGGUCAAGAAAGCACUGACGUCGGAUCGAGCCAUGAAGGCGUUGCCGCCAAUGCUACAAAAUUUAUUCGCCGACUCGGAAAAGCGCAUUUUGAAAUCCUUGGAGCGUGGCCUCGACGAUUUCAUGUCCGGCAAAAUUCAAUCCGACGGUAAGCGGCAACAAAUCGGACAGACAAAGCAGUCAAGAAAUGACGCCCGCUCCAGCAUGCUGACCGAGCUAUUGGAAGCGGAGGAGCCGCUCUCUUCGAUGAAUCAGUCAUCCAAGCCAAAUACUUUUAUUGAAGCUGACAUUGAAUCGGCAAGCGCCACCACUUCCAACGUGCCAAUAUCGUUAGCAGAAAAGCGAAAAGCGGCUUUGGAAAGUAUGAAUCCGGUGGAGCUGAAAAAUAACACGAAGAGUGCAUCCAAACCGGCAGAAUCCGUAAAGGAAUUGGACUAUGCUGUACAAGCCGCUCGCAAGGCGGUGUCCAAGCGGAACAAUGAGGAUUUUGCUGUAGAGGCUGCGAGAAAAAUAGCGAAGGCAAGAAUUCAACCCGAAAAAGAUUUGGAUCAAAUAUCAGCAUUCACGUCUGGGCGAGAGAGCUCGAGGAUCCUCGAAAUGCCUGCUGGCGACGAAAAAGUUACUGAUCCGGAGUCGAUCGAUCUUAAAGCGAUUCGUCCACCAAGUUUGGAUCCACAAGCCACAGAGUUUCGCAAGCUUAUGAUGACGAUUUCGACGCCUCAAGAUUUUCAGAAACAGCAAAAGAUUGCAGAAAAGGCACCUGUUAAGCAAAAUAGUAGCAUAGAAGGGGAGGCCCAAGAAAUCAGUACACAUGUUACAGGCAAGCGAAGACUCAAUCUCACCACUCGCAACGAAACUAAACCAGAAAUGUCUCUUCCAAUCCUUGACCCAUUAACAAACGAAACGUUCAAGGAUGAAAUUUUCCAAACGGCAAAUAACGCCUUGACGGAAUUGGCAGAGGCUGGAGGCGAGAUGACGCCAGAAGAAUUGCUGGAGGACGUUCUGAAGUUUGGUGACGAGAAGGACAGAGAGCAGCGAGUUGGUGACGGUUUUGUCAGUGGUGCCUUUGAGAAAGCUAAAGAGCUGCUGCGUGAGCAGCGUGAUAGGCGCCAAAGACGGCUCAAAGAGGAAAUUGCGACACGGGUCACUGAUGAUUAUAAGCCCCUUGCUUCCGAUAUUCGAGAGCCUCGUGGGGUUCAAUUUCAGGAAUUCGACGACCAAGAGGAGCUGCGGCGGAUGUUCGCUGCAGGUGAACAAAUUGCAGACGGACGUAUUGUUAUGGCAUCGAGAGCGGACUCGGUAGAAUUUACCGAUGAAGGCACGACUCAAGAAGAUAUUGAUACGCUUAUAGCAUCCGAUCGUACAAUUUCGAGCCAUGCGCGUAUUCUGGAUGAGGAGCUUGCAGAGCUAGAGCUACGCAUAAAUGCAUCUCCUGGAGAAGAGUUUGACGGGCCUAGGAAAAACCCAUUUUUUGAUGUAUUGUCUGGACCUGAGGUGUAUAACCCCAAUGUUGAUCCAGAAACUGUGAACUGGCCUGGAGCAAAACCUGGAUCAAAACACGUGAGACUUCCCCAGGAGCUGGAUGAAGCUGUAAAGCAGGCUUCUUUCGCCGCUGACAUUUUGAUGAAAAUUCAAGACCAAUACACUGACUCACCACCUGAUGUCUCUCGCGAUAUAUCGUACAAUAUUGGCGGACGUGAACUAUCUCAAAAGCAAGUCGAUGAGCUUCGGAGACUAGUACUGGAAGCGAUCGAGAUCGGCAUAAUCGAAGAUCCACUUGCUCUGCUUGCCGAGCGGUCUCGUUUGCAGAUGGUCCUAGACGAGCUUUGGAAUCAACCUACGGAAAGACUGCGGGACGUCGCAUCCAAUUUCAAGGACCUCUUACUAUCCAAUAACUUUGUUCCAUUAAUCAAAGAGCGCCUAAACAAUAUGGCAAACCUCGACCUCGAUGCGCUGCGCCGGGACGACAAUUCCCUGGAGAAGGAUCAUUCCAAAGAACGUGAAAUCUUGGGUCAGUUAGUCGUUUACGCACAGCUCUUGUUGAAAGAGGCCAGGGCUGUCGGAGCGGAGUUGGAAGCGCAGCAGUUGGAGGUCAUCCGUUCAAUUUGCAAAGUAGCCAUGGAUCCUUCACAUCAAUCCGAAAAAGAAGCAUCUAUGGCAUUAACAGAUGCUGUUCGUGACAUGCGGCCUCUAUUGGACGACUCGUUUGUUGCAUAUCUGAAGUAUGCAGUCGCGGAGGAAGAGGCUCGCCUGGCCCGUUCAGGCAUGCUAGACGACCCAGAGCACAAUCAAUGGCUGUUUGUCUUGAAAAUAGUACAGCAGGGCGUGUAUUCAGAGAUUUCUAGAGGAAUCAAUCGAUACAUCGAACAUAUUUGGUAUGUUCUUCGCAUGGAAACUCCAUUAGAACGACGAAUGCUCCUGCAAAAGCUGAUCGAUGCACUGCCAACACUCGACGUUCGUCCUUUUGUGCAAGUUGUGGAUAAUAUUGUCGGCUCGUUAGGCGACAGCACCAGAGGGGAGUUCAAUGCCGUUUCCGAACUUGGGGAAAUGACUAACAAAUUGCUGCAGCUUCAUAGAGAUAUAAAGGAGCUGCUACCAGCUGAUCGCGUUGCUUUAAUGAGCAGGGAUGCGGACGAAUGGGCAGCGAAACAAAAGAGUAGGCUGCUGGAGCAACGUCGAGCGACGAAGCAACGGUUGACAGCCUCGAGACAAACGGAACAUCUCGACGGUGAAAUUGAAUCGCUCGGGCGAAGAGGCGAGAUGGAAAGGAUAGAAUAAAGUUUAUUUAAUAACAAAGGGCCAUGCCUUUCUUGCU